Messenger RNA from Ochotona princeps (American pika), 2952 nucleotides. It is a transcript of the gene MCAM, whose product is annotated as melanoma cell adhesion molecule. The coding region runs from base 138 to 2081 and encodes 647 amino acids. Gene Ontology annotation, biological process: angiogenesis. NCBI's taxonomy places the organism in Eukaryota, Metazoa, Chordata, Mammalia, Lagomorpha, Ochotonidae. Gene Ontology annotation, cellular component: plasma membrane. The transcript has 16 exons. The record is from RefSeq and is a predicted model, not a curated record.
GGCGCGCGGGGCGGGGGCGGGGGGCUGCGCGGGGCGGGGCGGGGCGGCCCAGCUCUCGGGCCCCCUCCCCCGCCCCCCUGACGUCAGCCCCCGGCAGCGGCGCUGCUCACUUGGCUCUGGCUCUCCGGCCGGGAAGCAUGGGACUUCCCGGGCUUGUCUGCUCCUUGCUGCUCGCCGCUGCCUGCUGCUGUCACCGUGUCGCGGGUGUGCCAGGAGAGGCCGAGCAGCCUGCACCCGAGCUGGUGGAAGUGGAAGUAGGGGGCAAGGCCUUCCUCAAGUGCGGUCCCUCACACUCCCAAGGCAACUUCAGCCACGCUGAUUGGUUUUUUAUCCACAAAGAGAAGUCAACGCUCAUCUUUCGGGUGCGCCAGGGCCAGGGCCAGAGUGAGCCUGGAGAGUACCAGCAGCGGCUCAGCCUCCAGGACCGGGGCGCGACUCUGGUGCUGACGCAUGUCACCCCCCACGAUGAACGCAUCUUCCUGUGCCAGGGCAAGCGUCCGCAGUCCCAACACCGCCUGCAACUGCGUGUCUACAAAGCCCCAGAGGAGCCCACCAUCCAGGUGAAUGUUCUGGGUAUCUCAGUGGACAACGAGGAGCCUGAAGAGGUGGCAACCUGUGUGGGGAAGGAUGGGUACCCUAUCCCACAAGUCACCUGGUACAAGAACAGUCGGCCUCUGCAGGAGGAGAAGAACAAGGUGCACAUCCAGUCUUCACAGACAGUGGAAUCGAGCGGUCUCUACACCCUGAAGAGUGUCCUGAAGGCACGGCUGCUGAAGGAAGACAGAGAUGCCCGCUUCUACUGUGAGCUCAGCUACCGGCUGCCCAGUGGGAACCACAUGAAGGAGUCCCGGGAAGUCACUGUGCCCGUGUUCUAUCCAGCCGAGAAGGUAUGGCUGGAAGUGGAGCCCACAGGUGCGCUCAAGGAAGGAGACCGUGUGGAGAUCCAGUGUCUGUCAGAUGGCAACCCCCAGCCCCACUUCAGCAUUAGCAAAGAGAACCCCAGCACCAAGCAGAUGGAGGAGGAGGUGACUACCGACAAUGGGUUCCUGCUCUUGGAGGCGGCCAGAAAGGAGCACAGUGGAGUAUACGAAUGCCAGGGCCUGGACUUGGAGACCAUGAUCUCGCUGUCAAGUGAACCCUACACGCUGCUGGUGAACUAUGUGUCUGAUGUCCAAGUGAGUCCUGAGAUGCCUGAGAGCCAAGAGGGUGGCAGCCUUACACUGAGCUGCGAGGCAGAGAGCAACCAGGCCCUGGAGUUUCAGUGGCUGAGGGAGAAGACAGGGCAGGAGCUGGGCAGGGGGCCUACGCUGCAAUUAUCCAACCUGAGACGGGAGGCAGGGGGCGGCUACCGCUGUAUGGCAUCUGUCCCCAGCAUCCCCGGCCUGAAUCGUUCACGCCUGGUCAAUGUGGCUGUUUUCGGGCCCCCGUGGAUGGCAUCGAAGGAGAGGAAGGUGUGGGUGAAAGAGAAUGAGACAGUCAACCUGACUUGCGAGGCAUCAGGCCACCCACAGCCCAGAGUCUCCUGGAACGUUAGCGGCAUGGAGAGUGAGCAAGAUCAAGAUCCACAGAGUGUUCUGAGCACCUUGAGUGUCCUCGUGACCCCAGAGCUGCUGGCCACGGGCAUCGUGCAGUGCACAGCCUCCAACCGUCUGGGCAGCAACUCCACAACCAUUCUCCUGGAGCUGGUCAGUUUAACCACCCUCACACCCGAGCCCACCAAAACCACUGGCCUCAGCACCUCCAACACUGUCAGCCCUCAUGCCCGAGCCAACGGCACCUCCACAGAGAAGAAGCUGCCGGAGCCUGAGAGCCAGGGCGUGGUCAUUGUGGCGGUGAUUGUCUGCAUCCUGGUCCUGGCUGUGCUGGGAGCCGUCCUCUACUUCUUGUACAAGAAGGGCAAGAUGCCCUGCGGGCGGUCAGGCAAGCAGGAGAUCACGCUGCCCCCAACUCGUAAGAAUGAAUUUGUAGUUGAAGUUAAGUCAGAUAAACUCCCCGAAGAGAUGGGCCUCUUGCAGGGCGGCAACGGUGACAAGAGGGCUCCAGGAGACCAGGGAGAGAAAUACAUCGAUCUGAGGCAUUAGCUGCCAAGGCACCGGUGGCUCCCUGCCCUGCUGGAACGUUUCCAGCUCCCUGCUCACUCUUCUCCAGGUGGAAGAUAGCAAAGACCCCCUGCUCCCAGCUCACCCACAGACCCCAUCUCCAAGAGCCAUGGGCUAGGGCGUGGCCCCAGAGGCAUUUCCCUCAAGGAACCAGGUGGUUACCAUCUCCAUUUGCCCAUCUUGGACGUGCUGUUCUCUGGACACACAACCUAUCCUGGAAUACCGGUCUUCCACCAGCAGCCAGGCUGACGGCCCCUCAUUGGUUUCCUGCCCUGAAACUGAUGAGCAUUUCUCAGCACAGACCUGCAGCCCGCUGCUGGCUGUGUUGGCCACACUGGCACUGCAGAGGGCCCCAGCAGUGUCCAGAAGCAGCUGCAGUGCAGCCACGGCCACCUGCCUACCUGUGUCUCCAGGGUCUCGUGAUGUUAUGGGCAGGGCCAGGGGUUGGCUUCUUUUCUGUAGUGAGAAAGCUAGGCUUUGUUUCCAGGUGCAUUUGGCUGCCAGUGCCCUCCCAGGAUCCCAGAAGGCUGAGUGAUGGGAGGCAGGAGAUGCAGUAGGGGUUAGGGCGCUGGUAUUAUUAGCACCAGACUUCUGCCAGCUGAUGUAACAGGCUGGGCAAGGAGGAGGGCCCAUGUGGGAGAAUGGUACUUAGGGAUGGGAGCUGGGGCCUGGUCGGAGCUUUCAGGGGUGUGUGUGGGUAUGCACAUGUGUGCGCACAUGUGGAAUGUGUGUGUGUGUAUGCAUAUAUAUGUAUAUAUAUAUGGUGUUGUCAGGUUGUGUGUAAAUUUGCUAUUUGUUUCCUUUUUAUAUUACAUAUAUAUAUAUAUGAGGAAAUAAAGCUUAAUGACCCUAA